GUUGGGGAUCUUUUGCGGGAGGGACCGGAAAGGAGGUGGAUCCGUUCAAGAUGUGGCGAGGCCGCAAGCUGAGCUCCUCCGGGAAUCGGUUUUUAGGAGUGCUUAGAUCUAGUUGUUGGGGUACACAGGCUGAGGGUGCUCGCUUAACCAGGUCGGCAGAGAAUCAGUUCAGUUGGACUCCACAAAGUAAACCAUGGGUUUUCAGUGACUACAAAAUCAUGUGGUUCAAAUCCUACAGAAUGACUUUUGCCUGCUUGAAUAGAAUGAAAAUUUACAGAUACCCUUGGACAAGACUGUACAGUUCUCAAAGCACUGUAGACAGCAGUGAGAUAAAAACAUUCCUGGCCCUGGCUCACAGGUGGUGGGAUGAACAAGGAGUAUAUGCACUUCUUCAUUCGAUGAAUGACCUGAGGGUGCCAUUUAUUAGAGACAAUCUUUUAAAAACAGUUGCUCAGCACCAGCCAGGAAAACCUUUGUCUGGGAUCAAGAUUCUUGAUGUUGGCUGUGGUGGUGGAUUAUUAACUGAACCUCUAGGGCGGCUCGGAGCUUCGGUUAUUGGAAUCGAUCCUGUGGCUGAGAACAUUAAGACAGCACAGCACCAUAAAUCAUUUGAUCCAGUCCUAGAUAAGAGGAUAGAGUACAGAGCAUGUUCCCUGGAAGAGAUUGUGGAAGAGACGGCAGAAGCAUUUGAUGCUGUUGUAGCUUCUGAAGUUGUAGAACAUGUGAUUGAUCUAGAAACAUUUAUACAGUGCUGCUGUCAAGCGUUAAAACCUGGUGGUUCUUUAUUCAUUACUACAAUCAACAAAACACAGCUGUCUUAUGCCUUGGGAAUUGUCUUUUCAGAGCAAAUUACAGGUAUUGUACCAAAAGGUACUCACACAUGGGAGAAGUUUGUUUCACCUGAAAAGCUAGAGAGCAUUCUGGAAUCAAACGGUCUGUCAGUUCAAACUGUGGCAGGAAUGCUCUACAACCCCUUUUCAGGUUACUGGCAUUGGAGUGAAAAUACCAGCCUGAACUAUGCAGCUCAUGCUGUGAAGUCCACAGAACAGGAAGACCCAGUGCCUGAGUUUGUUUUCAAGGGGGAAACAGAAGAGCUCAGACAUAAAGACUCUACCAACCCAGGUGUGCAGGAAGAGCUGAAGAAGUGAAUUGUUUCUAAGGACUAUGUAUAAUAUGGCUUGAAAGUCUGAUGUUUACAUAUGUGAAAAACAUACACUUUGUCAUUUGUGAGUGGAUAGUGAAGAAAAGAAAGUCAACAAAAAGGGCUAAAACCUUGGAUAAAAGUUUUGGUUGUUUCAUCUAAUAGCCACUUUCAAGGGAUUAUUCUGUGGAUAAAAAGUUUUGGCAAGGUAUUGUGUAAUCUGGGCAUUUAAAUUCCUCAGCCUUUGUUUUAUAAAUAGGGUAUGCAUAUUUGACUUCACUUUACAGAUUAUAUAUAUUCAUCCAGUAUGUAUGCACAUACGUAUAUGCCAAAAUGUGUUUUAAUUUAAAGGAAUCUGCAUUAUCUAUGUUCUUUAUCAGGUUUUAGCUAAAGGCAGUUAUGCUUCUGACUUAUGAAAACCAAAUAUAGUUUUAUGCCACUUAUAUUUGGGAAGACAAAAUGUAUUUUUUCCUUUAAAUUUUAGUAUGUUGGAAAGCAAAUGGAUUGUUAAAUCUAUGCCGCGUUUGGAUUCAAACAUUAAAAUCAAGAAGUUUGGAUGAUGUUGGACAUA
This is a messenger RNA of Mirounga angustirostris (Northern elephant seal), 1712 nucleotides long. It is a transcript of the gene COQ3, whose product is annotated as coenzyme Q3, methyltransferase. Bases 51 to 1148 code for a protein of 365 amino acids. The transcript has 7 exons. Gene Ontology annotation, molecular function: 2-methoxy-6-polyprenyl-1,4-benzoquinol methyltransferase activity. Lineage: Eukaryota; Metazoa; Chordata; Mammalia; Carnivora; Phocidae. The record is from RefSeq and is a predicted model, not a curated record. Gene Ontology annotation, biological process: ubiquinone biosynthetic process. Gene Ontology annotation, cellular component: mitochondrion.